This is a messenger RNA of Vitrella brassicaformis, 1531 nucleotides long. NCBI's taxonomy places the organism in Eukaryota, Vitrellaceae. The record is from the annotation of a GenBank genome assembly.
CCUGAAAUGGCCGAGAGCGGCAGUGAGAUGGCGGGGGGGCGCUGGCCGUGGCGGGCGGCAGUCAAGGAGGGCAGGGCGGCCUGGGUGGUGCAGUAGCAGUGAUGGAUACGACCACAGUGCAAGAACAGCAAGCACUUGACGUAGGCGAGCGCACUCACACACGGAUGGAUGACACAAGACACCUGUGCACCACCUACUGUGUCUUGUGUUUGUGGUCGGUUGACUCAAUCAGGAGUCGGAUUUGCCAGGGGCGCCCUCCACGCCGCGUAUCGAGCGGCUGUUUUUCGACUUCAGCUCCACCGGUUACUGUAGCAACAGGCCACGCCUCCCUCCCCCCUCACCCAAGCCCUCCCCUCCCACCUCCCCCAUUGCCAUAGCCAUCGUGGGUUUGAUGCGCAGCUACGACCGAUUCGGCUACGACGGCCGGAUCACACAGGUCGACUUCCUCCGCCACGCCAUCGCGGCAAUCGCGAGCUGCUUCGUACUGCCGGGCGAGUGGUACCCAUCUGGCUCUCCCGCGACGCAGUUCCAUCGCAUCACCUACACCAUCUGGAAGCGAGACGAGGGGCGUGUCGUUGAGCACCUGCUGCGCACCCACGCCGAUCUCACCUGCAGCGGCAUACAGGUGCCGCGCAACAACUGGACCUACAAGGAGUUUAUCACAGCUGCAGUGGCGGUACGUAUGUGUGAAGGGACGCACGCACCGCAGCGCAAAGGGGGAGGGCAGGAAGGAAGCACAGAGAGGCACACAGGGCAGUCAGUCAGAGGAGAAAUGUAGAGCCGAAUGACUUGCUCCCUCUUUCUUUCUGGUGCACCGUCAGGCGUUUCCCCAGUUGAAGCGGUUUCUUCCCAAGCCACCACCCCCCCCGCCGCCCAGCUGGUUUCCCGCGGUGCCGCCCCCUCCCACACACACCACACACACCCCCUGUCCGUCAAGGUCGUCUGUGGCUCAUCCUACUCGGUUCGCACAACCACACCACACACAAUCUCGACCCCUCGAGAAGCACUCGGUGUGGUCGUGCUUUGUCUGUCAGGCUAUUCCCUCCGGCUGGAGGUGCCCAAGAAGCUCGAUACAUCCUCGAGCACCAGCAGCAGCAGCAGCGCCAGCGCCACCCGCCCCCCUCUUCCUCCGUCGCAGCCCCCGCCGCCUAUGAGACCCCCACAAGUCCAUCGCCACCCCCGACCCCCCAGUCGCAGCUGCAGAGCCACAUCGGGCAGGCAGGCUCGGGCAAUCACGCUGGGGCGAAGACGCGGCAGCUGUGGGUGGCAAAAGGCAGCGUGCCGGCGGGUCCACCUGUCGGACCAGCCGCGGCGGGCAGCAGCGGCAGUGGUGCAAGGCUCGUGAACGGCGCCGUCACCCUCCUCAAGAGGCCCCCAAAGGAGUGGCCCGGAGCUGCCGUAUGAGGAGCGACUGGAGAAGUACGAGCAGCGCAAGAAAGAGCUAGGUUUGGCCCCCACUGAUGAGAGCCGCCCCCCCACCACGACCGCCGUGGCAGAAAGGUUCAUCAAACAGCACCUCGGCCACAAACCG